GUCUGUUUUUAUUCUCGCGUGCGCUCACAUCUCUGAACAUGCAUUCACGAUGUGUAGGUUGUUUUUUUAUUUUAGUAGAAUUGCAAAAACACUUAUCUGAGCCAUUGUGAUUCAAAAUUAGCUAAGCUUUUCUGUGCUUGGCAUAGGUAUGUAAAAGGGAAAAAAUUGUACAUUUGUGUCCAUGUCUUACAAUCUAGCUGUAAACUUCUCUCUCUGUUAUUUGUGUUGUGGUUUUCAUAGUGGACAAGUCAUUUGCAGAGAGCCCCUUCCUUGCUGGCUGAAAGUGGUCCUCUGCUGCCAUCAGGAGAUUAGAAAAAAUAAUGGCACCAGGCUCGCAAGCCCCCCCUUCUCUCUCUUGUUCUGCAGUAAAAUAUUAACUCUUUAUUUUAUUUUUUUUUCUCUCUGUUCAAGGCAUCUUUUCUUUAAAAAAAGAAAAAAAAAACAUAGCCACACAACUCUUAAGCAAAAUGACGGGGUGGGGGAGAGGGAGCAGGGCAAAUCUCGAUUCAGACAUGUUCAAAGGAUUUGAAUAUUUUACAAAUAAAAUGUAAAAUGUCGAUUGUAGGCAUGCAUCAAAUUAGGGAUGCCCCGACCAGAUCUGCUGGAUGGUAUCAGGCCAGUGUUUUUAAUCAUUUGGUAUUGACUUGGAGCGUGAACCGGUUCUGAUCCUGUGUUUAUAUUUUCACCUCUUCAGCAGAUGUUCCUCUUAAAGAUCUGCAGAAGAAAAACCUGUGUUUAAACUCAUAAUUUCAUUAUGUAAGCACACAUACAGUUUAUUUGCCGCCACCACACAGCCACUCUGACUCUCUAUUGAUAGUAUGUCCAAGCCAUUAAAGACCCCCACACAUACACACCGGUGUUUUCAGUCACUGGAUGAUUAGACCUAUUUAGGUUCAGGUUGGGUGAGACUGUGGUGGGAGGUUUGCUUACGUCCCCGAACUCCAAAGUGUAAGUUGUCCCGCCGUGACGUGCAAAAAGACUCAUCUAUGGAGUGAGGGAGAUGUCAAUCAAGCACAGUCCUGAGAGAGGUCUCAUGAGCCAAAUGAGUGAAAACACCUGCAUGGCUGUACUGUGGGUCUGGUUGUUGUUGUCUUAAUGCAGAGCCGUUGACCAAACAAACUGUGGACUGAUUCGACUGAGUAUACACUGUGCAACUGCUCAACAACAAAAUGAAUAUAUAAAUACUGGACCAGGACUUGGUAUUUGCAGAACAUUGACUCUGAUCAGGAUAAAUGUUCGGGACAUCCCUACACAAUGCACAAAGCAUGCAGGAUAGAUUAACAAAUCAGCUGUGCAUGCUAGAGUAGAUUUUGAAGGUGUGUGUGUGUGUGUGCCAUCAUCUACACAGUUACUUUCAGCAGAUGUGGUGGAAAUUUUAAAAUUAGCACAUCAUUUGGUUAUUAAUCAUGAUAAGCACACAAACUGCCUUUGGCAUUUACUUUGCUUCAUGUGCCAAAGCUUUGUCUUCUUAUUACACUGUGCAUUUGUGUAUCCAAAUUUUCACUAACACACAGUCCAGAGAUGAAAGUAGUUUUUUUUUUUUUUUUAAGCCUCUGCUUGAUGUUGCAGUAAAAAUUUUAAAAAAUCUUUUUAAAUUGACCCUCUCCACACAUGACUCUGCAAGAGUUGAGUGACUCUCACGUUUAACAGUGGUGUUUCUUUUGUUGUUGUGUUUUACAGUUCUUUUUCCUGGUUCAGCCAGCCCUAUAUACCAGGCCCUGCUGAAAAUGCCACCAACAGUUUUGUCUUCUGCAGCCUUAUCCUGUUUCUCAAGUGUCCUUUCUGUUGUGUGUGUGUGUGUGUGUGCGCGUGUGUGUGUAUGUCUCUCUCUCCCCCUCUCUCUCUCUCUCCCUCUCUCUCUCUCUCCCCCUUUUAAAAAAAAUGUUAAAAUGUCAGAUUUAAAAAAAUAGCCUGUUUUCAGAUUGCACAACCAUGGAUGAUCAUCUCCAUAAGAUUUUCCCUUUUGAUUUUACUGUUUGGUUUUUCUUCAGCUUUGGGCACAUUUUUUCAUGAUGUUAUCACAGCUUUUGUCCAUUAACUGUUUAGCGCAGUUUAUCUUUUGAAAUUGUUUAGUCUUUCUAGUGACUGUUGGCUAAAAACCUAGCAGUACUGUAGCUUGUUAGUAGUAUCUGGUUUUAUCUGGUUGCCAAGUAAGUUUUUUUUUUUUUUUCUAUUGAAGUUUUCUUUUCUUUUUUUGUGUGGUGGGAUUGUACAAAGUAAACCACCAACAAAAGCCCAGAAAAGGUAAUAUGACUGAACCUUUUCUGUUUUUGUAUUGGUAAUGGUAAGUGAUGUUGAAAAUGUACCCUUGUGUCUACGCCCAAAUCAUGAACUUUGUUUUCUGUAUCUCAAUGUUUUUGUGUGCUUUAUAGCGAAGCAGCCGGCGCGAGUCGCUUGUUCAUAAAACAUCUAAUGAAAGUUGAGAGCACAUCCCACGGGACAACUGGCUGUGCUUGCUUACGUUUGGUUCAUGACUUAAAAAACAAGUACAGGAGUCAUUCCUGAUGAAUCUAAAGCUAUGUCGCUGCUGGCUCCAGCCAAUGCCGUGGCAGGAAUGAUGCCUGGGGGAGGCCUUCUUCCAACACCCAAUCCUCUGGCAACAAUGGGAGGGACACCGUUCGGAGGUCUUGGAGCUCCCAACAUGGAGCAAAUGGCUGCCAUGGGAAUGCCGGGACCUAACAUGAACCCCCAGGCUCUUUCUGCAGACUUCUUGAAGCUCAUGCAGUCCAUGGACCCCAAAUUGAAUCCAUUAGCGGCCGGACUGAACCUGAAUCCCGGGCUGAAGAACGACGCCUCCAAUAAGGAGAUUGAAGAGGCCAUGAAGAGAGUCCGAGAGGCUCAGUCUCUCAUUUCUGCAGCCAUUGAACCAGGAAACAAGAAAGAUGACAAGCGCAAACAUUCCCGCUCCCGUUCGCGGUCACGGCGUAGACGGUCCAGAUCUCGCUCAAGACACAGACGUUCAAAGAGCAGAUCUCGGCGGAGAUCCCAUUCGAGGAGUAGGAGGAGGUCCAAGAGUCCGAGGAGGAGGAGGUCUCACUCCCGGGAUAGAAGCCGCCGCAGUAGAUCAAGGGACAGGAGGAAGGAGGAGAAGUCUAAGAAAAGGUCAAAGACGCCCCCUAAGAGCUACAGCAGUGCCAGGAGGUCUCGAAGCAUUAGUCGGAGGCACAGGCGAAGCCGCAGUGCAUCUCGGUCCCCCAGGAGGAAGUUAUCCAGGUCUCCAUCGCCCAGACGUCAUAAGAAGGAGAAAAAGAAGGACAAGGAGCGUGAGAAGGACAGGGAUAGAGACAGGAGGGAGGACAGGGACCGAAGCAGAGAUGAAAGAGAGCGCUCCAGCAGUAAGAAGAAGAAGAGCAAAGACAAGGAACGAGACCGGGACCGCAAGUCUGACAGUGAGAAAGGAGACGUUAAGGUGACUCGGGAUUACGACGAAGAGGAGCAAGGGUACGACAGUGAAAAAGAAGGAGAGGAGGAUGAAGACGAGAGGAAGACCGACUCUGACUCUGCGUCGUCCCCUAAAGGCCAGGAGGAGAUGGAAAGACCCGAGGGCCAAAUUCCCAAAAAGUCCAAACUGAAUGGAGACGAUCACCAUCAGGAAGACAUGGAGAUGAGCGACUAAGAAUAUCCCGAACCAGACCGUGUUAUCUUUCCACUGUCCUCUUUUAUAUUUUUAAUAUAGGCCACAAAGUGUCUGUGCCUGAUCACUCAGUUAAAAAAAAAAAGGUUUGUUGUCUUAACUGUAGAAGCAUUGGGAGGGGAGGGGGUGUAGAAGGAGAGCAGUCAGAUAAUUUUUGUAAAGACAAGAAAACGAGGACUAAAAUAUGAAUAUGAGACAUGGUUUUAAAGUGUCAUUGCUGUACUUUUUUAAGAUCCUGUUAAUUUUGUUUUGUUUUGUUGCCUUUGUGUUUAAACUUCCUGACGGUAGAAUACACAGCAUUUUCCACUAAAAUGUUGUUUAUGUAAAUAUUUUACUAGUCAGGACUGAGUCCUUUCCUCGUUCAGACUGUUAGUCACUGACCACCCAGCCACCGACUUCAUGUUAAUAUUUUUGUUGCUGAACCAUCUUUUGCUUUAAUUGUAAUGCACCCAGUUGUAUUUCAGCUGACCUUCCUAUUUACACCCCUUUGUAAGUGUACACUGUAGAUUGAAAUGUGUUGUUGCAAUGAAAUACUUUGUCUUCAAUAGGUUUUCCAAAGGAAACUAAUAAAAUUGGUUAAACUGUCAA
Messenger RNA from Larimichthys crocea (large yellow croaker), 4222 nucleotides. Its product is annotated as serine/arginine-rich splicing factor 11. Lineage: Eukaryota; Metazoa; Chordata; Actinopteri; Sciaenidae. The coding region runs from base 2519 to 3616 and encodes 365 amino acids. Gene Ontology annotation, molecular function: RNA binding. The transcript has 11 exons. Gene Ontology annotation, cellular component: nucleoplasm. The record is from RefSeq and is a predicted model, not a curated record.